GUGCCUUUUCCACAAGAGUUAACAGUGGAGAAGAAGAUGAGUCGUAGUUGUGUGAUUUCAUGGUCUGCACCAGAUGAUUCAUUAACCCCCAUAUCGCAAUAUCAUGUUUGUGUGGAUAGUAUUGUCCGUGCUGUAGUGCCGGGAUCUUUUAAGUGUAAAGCAUUGAUCGAAGAUAUCGAUUUAUCCAAACCAAUUAACUUAUCAGUGCGUGCUGUGACCGAGAAUGGACAUAGUCCGGAUGCUGCAUGCACUAUCUCACUGGGAAAAGAUGCACCAAUAGCUCCGCAACAUGUCCGUAUUUGGUCGAUAACACCUAUAUCAGCUUGCGUUUCAUGGUAUCCAAGUGAUAGUAAUGCGGAACAUGCUAUUCUGCUCAAUGCGGUCAAAGUGGGAAUGUGCCCUCCUUCUGUCUUUCAGGUGCAGUUAAACGGUCUUUUACCUUCAACAAUCUAUCGUGUCUCCGUGCGUACCAAACAUCCGAAAGCUGUUUUAGAACAGCGACCUGUUGAGCGAUGCUGCGAUUUCAAAACGUUGCCAAAAAUCGGUCUUCCCGAUCCGCCUUCCAAUGUACAGGUUGAAAUGGGUCCACAACCUAAUACACUUUUGGUUUCCUGGACACCGGUCACUAAUCAACCGUUACCACCAUCUCGUGCCGCUGUACAUUCCUAUCUCGUUUAUGCCGAUGGUCGUAAUAUUGCUCAAGUACCCAGUGUAAAUGAUCACGUGCUUCUUCGAUUAUCCGAUUUUGCGGACGAUCCACCAAUCUUUAUUACUGUUCGAACAAGGACAAAAGAAGGUGCCGUAUCAUCCGAUUCAAACGUUUGCCGUGUACCACGCGAUAUAACCAACACCACCGAACUUACAAAUCGUACCCCAACACUUAGCAUGCAAUCGAAUCCACUGAAUCUGUUGCAAACAUUGCCUGCUACUGGUGGACGAUCUUCAUUGAUAUCAUCUCUUAUUCCGAUCAAUAUUCCCGGUGGACAAACACCAAUUGUAACAACAACAACAACAACCACUGCUACUACUGCUACAACAAUAACAGCACCAAUAACAACAGCAACAACAGCAGCAGCAGCAGCAACAACAACAACAACAACAGCAAUGACUGAUCUUUUGCAUACUUCUCAGGGAAAUGUUGCUCCUAUCAAUUCGAUGAUAAUACCAUGUCCAUCUGCUGCAACAACAUUUGGGAGUCAUCAUGUGACAUCUGGUAGCAAUAUGUUGUCAAGGUAUUCAGGUCUCGAUCAAAUGCAUAUCGGUGAACAUCAUCAAUUGGUACAAAGUAGCGGUGCUGGUAGUGGUGGUUAA
Molecule: messenger RNA, 1311 nt
Organism: Loa loa (African eye worm)
Lineage: Eukaryota; Metazoa; Nematoda; Chromadorea; Rhabditida; Onchocercidae
Exons: 7
Coding region: 37-1311 (424 amino acids)
Biological process (GO): neuromuscular synaptic transmission
Molecular function (GO): protein binding
Source: RefSeq, a predicted model, not a curated record